Chara braunii is the source of this 6622-nucleotide messenger RNA. NCBI's taxonomy places the organism in Eukaryota, Viridiplantae, Streptophyta, Charophyceae, Charales, Characeae. The record is from the annotation of a GenBank genome assembly.
CCGUACAUAGCAAAUAUCAACGGCCAGAAUCUCUUAAUCCGUGCAAGUGGGACCUUGCCCCGGGUUACGACAUCGAAUUUUGACACUUGGCCGGCAGGUGGUUUGGCGGGCGAGAAGAGGGAGGAGAGGAAAGUUUUGGACGCUUGUUUUUGGCGGGUGUUCGGAAAAAUCGACAAAGCGCCAGAAAAGAAGCGCACAUGCUUGAGAGCCGACUCAGACUCAGAUCGUAGGUAGGACAGAUGAUAGCCACACACGCCCGAGGGGGCAUAGCAGAGCGGGACGGUGCGCUAAACCGCGCGCGGGUUGUUUGUGAACACGACUGUCUUCUUCGGUUUCUCUUUCUCAAGACCCCCUCCCGCGUCCCACCUUGUUGUUUCUCUCUUCUCGCCUGCCCGCCGGCCUCAAUCUCUCUCACUAUCUCUAUUUGUGUCUAUAUCGGUCGUGGAAGCUCGCUCUCAUCGCCCCUGUAGCCUUCCGAUCGCCUGUGGUCUUUAACCAGCCAUAACCACAGUUGAUUGAGUUGCUCCGCAUCGCCACCAUACCGCACUCUUUCUGUGGUUCUUUUUCGCCGUCGCCUUUUUUUUUCCUGAAAUAUUCACAGAUCCAUCCGUCCAUCAAUCAGUCCCAUCUUGCCGCUAAUCAAUUAAUUAAGUUAUUAAAAUUUGUCUCUAUUAUUAGUGUUCUAGCUGUGAUUUCACCUUUGUAUAUACCUCUUGAUUUACCCUUUAUUCGGGGAGUUGGGUGGGUGAAGGGGGGAGUGUAUUUCCUGCUUGACUCCCAUUAGUUGACAGCGAUCGACAUCUGUGACUAUAAAAUUUGCAGCCCUCUCUCUCUCUCUCUCUCUCUCUCUCUCCGGUGUCCUAUUUCUCUUUUAAUUUCAUUUCUUUUGCCUUCUCUCGCUUCUCGUUUCUCCCCCCUCCUUCCCCCCCCCUCUCCAUGCUCUCCUCCCCCUUUCCGUGCUCUAGAUUCUGGGAUAUUCCCUCUCCCGAAUCCUCUGCCUUCUGAUCGGAGACUAUGUCUCUGCUUGCCAGCUCUUGUUUCACUUUUUCAUUUCAUUCCCUCGGCCUUCUCUCGCCUUCCCCGCCCCCUUUCUGCGCUCUGAGUUCUGUCAUACUCCGUCCGAGUCCCCCGUCUUCUGAUCGGAUGUUAUGUCUCCGCCUACCAGCUCCAUCCAACUGAAGACGAGAUGGUUGAUGAUGCAGAGAGCGCUCUCAGUGCCGUACAGGAGCUGUCCAGGUUGUGGUAAUUGCCCUCUUCUAGCUGCUUCGUCGAUCUGGUCAGCAUGAGUGGUUUUCGUGUAUGAUUCGUUGCCCCCCACCCCACAAGUAAUAUUGGGAGACGCUACUCUCGGCAAAGGCACAGAAGGGGCGGCUGAGUGAAUGUGGAAGACAAAGUAGGCGGGCAACGCGUAUUGGACUCUGGGAAGAACGGAAGAAGAAGAGAGGGAGAGAGGAGGGAGAAACCACAGAGGGAGGGCGAAAACGGAGACAGGGAGAAGGAAAGAAAGCGGGGUAUCGGGUGGGUGAGAGAAGGUGGGGGGCGUGGGUGGAGGGAGGAAAAGGUGGAGGGAGGAGGGAGGAGGAAGUGGAGGGAGGAGGAGGAAUAACAGGUUAAACCAUGGUGAUGAGGGUGAUACGAUGGCCGCUUCGGUCGUCGUGCUGCAAAAAGUUUUCGGUGACGUUGAAGGUGGCGUCUCUUCAUGGUUUGCCCCUUGGGGACGAUGAAAGGUCAGCGGCAGUCUUAGUCGAUGUGAAAUGGAAAGGGGCAAAGGGGGGGAGUUUAGGGUCGAGAUUCCGGAGAAAUCCGAAACGAGCGAGAACAAAGCUACAGCCUUUGAGGGAAGAUAGCGCUAAUUGGAAUUUUGAACUGCAACAUGAGUGCAUAUUUACAGAGGGUAAAGCAGCAGGAUACGAGCCGUGGGAAGUCUGCUUCGUUGUAAGAAAGAUGGUGACGGGUUCAUUCAAGAACGGCGUUUGUGUCCAGACACCCAUUGGCCAUGCAGAUAAAUUGACCGUUGCGGGAACUGCGGUCAUGGACCUUGCAAAGGUGGCGUCUUGUGCACAGCUCCGCCUGGAGCACAUUGACGUUCCAAUCACCUGCCUUCCUCCGUUUGGUGACGUCAAAGAUGCUUUCCUUGUGGUUGAAGUGUCCCUGACAGAGCUGCGGGAUAAUGGUGCAUCUCUGGAUGCUGCACAGCGGUCAUUCAGUCUCCCACACUCUUCUGAUCUGUCGUCAGAGGGUAAGAAGCAUGGCGAGGAAAGCAGCAGGUGGUAUGUAGUGCAAAUCAAGCGCAUUUGGCACAGACUGGAUCCAAGCCACUCUCAAGAGAUGCACAACUCAGGUUCCGAAUUAUCGGGGUCUGAUCCAGAUUCAGCAGGAGAAGAAGACAUGGCUGACGAUGAUGUGAUGAAGUCGAUGGGUUACAACACGAUUGCCGGAAUGAAUAUAGCUGCGCAGGAAUCGCUUGGCUCUUCGAGUGCAGAUGAUUUUGAAAGAGACUCCGAGGCGGACGAGAAUGCGGCUCUCACUCAGCCACGUGGGCCAUUUGAUUUGCUUCCCCCCCCUCCUCUAUUGCCAGUGACACCGGAGCUUUCUGUUGAUCCUCCAGCUUCUUCAACGCUGUCCUUGCUUCCGUGGAGGAAACGGAAGUUACGGUUUCGCUCGCCGCGGGCAAGGGGCAAACCUCUCUUGGCAAAGUCCAUUGCAGGUGACGAGGGCGGAGAUGACAUUGACUGGGAUCGCCGUCAUUCAGAUUCAGCAAUUGGCGACUUCUCUCAGUGGCCUGUCCUGAGAAGGUCAGCUUCUGAAGGUGACAUCUCCACAGAUGGGUUGUAUGGGAAGCGCGGUGGAACAGAGUUGUUCGAUCCGGUUGGUGAGUGGGAGACGAAGUUGUUGGCUAGCAGAGAUGGGCAUUCAAAAAUCCAAGGGCGAGUUUUCUUUGCAUCCUUUGACCAGAGGAGCGAGAGUGCAGCCGGGGAGAGUGCGUGCACGGCGCUUGUGGUGGUGGUGGCGGAUUGGUUGCACAAACACCCCGAUAGGAUGCCAAGCCGACUGGAGUUUGAUACGCUGAUCAGGGAGGGAUCUGCAGAAUGGAGAAAGCUCUGCGAGGUGGAGGCCUACAGAGCGCGAUUUCCAGACCGGCACUUCGACCUGGAGACAAUUGUUUCUGCGAAUGUGAGGCCGGUACGGGUUGUUCCGGAAAAGUCGUUUGUUGGUUUUUUUAGGCCCGAAGGGACGGGCGAGUCGUACGACUUUCUGGAGGGUGCGAUGUCCUUCGACGACAUAUGGGAGGAGGUUGAGAAAGCAGGGCCAGCUAUUUAUAUUGUUAGCUGGAAUGACCACUUUUUUGUGCUGAAAGUGGAAAGCAGCAGCAAGUGUUACAUUAUUGACACGCUUGGUGAGCGGUUGUACGAGGGGUGUACCUGUGCAUACAUGUUGCAGUUUGAUGGUACAGGAGCAACAACCCUUGCAGAAUCAUCACUAGAUGCUUGUCUCGCUCUGCCUGCCACUCCUUUGAACGUAAACUCCUGUGCGAGUGAUAAACCAGCAGCAGAUGGGAAUGGGGGAGAAGAUGAGGCUAACAAUUCGCCGCAGCCAGAGGGAGAGGAAGUGGAGAGGAACGCACCGGCUGCCAAAGGGUAUACGGUAAGGAGACAGCAUUCAGGUGGUAGCGACAAGACGAAGCUUGAGAGCCUUCUUGAGGAAGGAGUUUCUGACGAGGGCGCAGUGUCUGAGGAGGGUGCACUGUUGAGUACCGAUGGUGGGGAGAUCACUCCCUGCGAGGGAAAACCCGUCCAGUGCGAGCAGUUGUCUUCGAAGGAGCGCAAGGUCGAACACAGCACCGUAGAAGAUGCAGAGGAGGAAAGCGGUGGGGAGAGCUCUGUGGGUUGCACCGGUGACAAUCUGCAGGAACAAGGUCAUGUGUGCAUGUACCCCUUGGACCCCACGCAAGGUCCUGAAGGUCAGGAGGCUGUUGCUGAUGGGUUCGAGGGAUCGCCGAGUGAAAUGAUGGACGAAAAUGGAGGAGGAACAAACAGUACAGUUGAGCCAGCAGAAGGUGGAGAGGUCUGUCGUGACGAAAACUGUGAGAAGGGUGCCGCCGCCGAGACCGCCAAUGGAGGUGGCACUGUGGGUGGUGACGAGAUUAGUGAAGAGAAUGGGGUUGCAAGUGGGAGUGGCAUGUCUGCUGGUGGCGAAUCUGGGGAGGCGAAAGGACCCGGCAUCUCUGAUGUCCAUCUUGGGGGGAAGGGCAGCGAGCAAGGGGUCGGUGAGGGUGACAAGAUGGGAGCUGAAGCUCCUGCUGCUGCGGAAGAGGGAACUCCCAGCGGGAUGUUGGAGUGCUGCCAGUUUGUCAAGAAGUUCUUUGCGGCACUCCCGCUGAGAGAAUUGGAGACAGAUUUGAAAAAGAAUCUGCUUGGGACAGUGCCCUUGCAUCAGCGGCUGCAAAUCGAGUUUCAUUACACAGAUGUGGUGUCGUUGCUACCGUGCAGUGAGGGCAGUGGAAGUGAUGGAGGGUGUAGUGGGAGCAGCGACAGCGAGAAUCUCAUCGUGUUAUGAUAAUUGACGCAGAGACCAUUGUCCGUUUUCUAUUUGAUGUUUGAUCUCUUUUAACAUUUAUGAUGUUGCAUUUGAAUCGCUUUGUUGAUGUGGAAUUCAUUGCAGAGCCCAUAGGCAUGGAUGAUGAGCUCGUGGUGGACUUUGGGGCUGUUGGGCUCUGGCAAGGGGGUAGCAGGGAAAGGAGGUGCGGAUUGGGGUUAGGGAGGUUGUCCCGAUCCCCUUCCAUCAUGAUAGAGAAAGGCAGGUCUCAGGCAUUGAGAGAGGGAGUGGAAAGAUAUGCUGUGAUAGGCACAGCGGAGUUUCAUUAUGAUGGUCGAUUAGACAGAGGGUGGUGAUUGGCCUGAUGGCAUUUUUGUAUAGUAUGGCUCUUGGGCACUUCACCCAGCGCUCAAAACCACCACAUAUCAGGAGUUGGGCAUGGGAAAGCGACAACCUGAGGUUUUGAUCACUUGAUUGGUUGCUUGAUUGAUUGAUUGAUCGGUUCAGUGGCUUAUCAAUUAAUUGAUUGAGCGAGUGAGGAUUAAGUGAUCGAGGUCAAUGGAUUGGUCAAGUGCUUGAUUGAUGGAUGCAUGGAUUGCUUGCUUGCUUGCUUGCCUGCUUGAUUGAUUGAUUGAUUGAUUGAUUGAUUGCGUAUCCAUCAUGGUGGGAGGAGGAAACCAACGCUCACUGUGAAUAAGCGAAAAAGGAAACUGGGCCAGAGCUGUAUAUAGAAAGAAGAAAUAAAGUCGACGACUGCCUUUGCAAGAUCAUCCCUGUUUGUUGGUGUGAUGGAAGGUUGACUUCAUCGCUCCGCAAUUGGCUGAUGGAAAAGAAGGGGGAAGCAGGUAGUUUUCAGGAAGUAGUUGCGGUCAGUUGAAGCAGGGUUUUCAUCGGUCAUCGAGUUCCGGUUUGUUCGGAGAGAAAGUGUCUAAAUGCGUGUGCGAAAGGUCUGUCGGAUUGAACAAAUAAUUCUUUUGUCCAUUGUUUACCGUUAGCUUGUGCGGAGGUAAGAGUUGCAGUGGCCGUCGAUUAUGACCAACGGCCACUGAUGCGAGUCGACUGGAGGUUGAAGUUACAUGGCUACGGUGCUUUGUCAGUGCUCACUUUUCUUUGCAUCCCUGUUCUGCCGCUGUUCAGGUACAUAAUCUCCUCGUGUGUGGUUUUCAUUCUAGUUUUUUCUCGCUAUAACACAAGGCGCAUUCGGUUGCCUCCUCCCUCUCGCAACUAACCUCUCAUGUCUGGCCCUCCCCCUCCUGACACCCUGUGCGGGUCGCGUUUGGUAUGCCCUCUAAAUGUAGCCAAGCCUGAGCCGUCUGGCUCCCGCUUUUUGUAUUCUCUCAAGGUUUCAUUUGGUUGGUUAUCAAACAGCUAUUGGACACUGUUUUGGUCUUCUUCGGCUUUCCGUUUUCUUUUUUCUUUUUCUUUUUUUCCGUGGUGGUGAACCUUUGAAGUUUGAACUCUCUUUUGUUUAAUAUGUACAGAGUUGACCAUGUCGUUUUUUGAAAAGCUGGAGAUAGGGUGCAGAUGGAGCGGUUCUUCGUAACUCCGGUUAUCUGUCUCGUCUUCAUCGCGAAGAGAGCGGUGGAGCAGAGUCUCGAGCUGUUGCAGAUGUAAAGAUCGGUCGAUUUGCAUGCAAAGUUGCAAACCAGUGUGGACCCCGGAUCGACCGGUAGAGAUAGAAGUUUGACAUGAGGAUAAGUAUACCGUAUUCCCGCUGCCCUUUUCUCCUUUUCUGCCAUUAGGAUGCAGGCCUUUGGGUGGGGUGUAUGCCACGCAUAUGCCACUGCUUCUGUAUGGCUGUGUAUGCCUGUUGGCGUCUCUCGCCAGGAUGCUCUUUUCUCAUUUGUCUGCCACUUCUCUAUUCAGUUGCUUUCGCCUGUUUUGCAAUUUGUCGAACCCCUCCGUUCUCUGUGUCUUUGACUAGAAUUUGACUAGAAUCUGACUAGAAUCUGACUAGAAUCUGACUAGAAUCUGACUAGAAUUUGACUAGAAUUUGACUAGAAUUCGAACAGUGAUCGAGUCAGAGACUCGGAGCUCUAUUUGUUUGAACUUUGAAGGGACGAGUGAGUAAAGCGCAGUUGCAAAU